Molecule: messenger RNA, 1934 nt
Organism: Conger conger (European conger)
Lineage: Eukaryota; Metazoa; Chordata; Actinopteri; Anguilliformes; Congridae
Product: chromogranin-A-like
Exons: 10
Coding region: 209-1366 (385 amino acids)
Biological process (GO): negative regulation of catecholamine secretion; defense response to bacterium; negative regulation of insulin secretion
Cellular component (GO): chromaffin granule
Source: RefSeq, a predicted model, not a curated record
GCUGCAUUAAGUGCUUCUCGAGACAUCAGUACAGCGAGUGUGCACUGCAGCAGAUGUGGAAGAGCCCACUACUCAAAAGACAACAAAGGCAGCACACCUAAAUGAAUAAUACAUUUCGCGCAAGGCAGCGGGACAUAGUGAGACCUUAUCAUAGACUUUACCUCCUUCACAACAAACUCCGGACUGUGUGUGUUGUUGGUCCGCAAAAAUGAUCACAAGAGGAUGCUAUGUUUUUACAUUAUUGGUGAGCUACGUGCUUUCAAUCCCCGUUCCUUCAGAUCAAGUGGAGAAAGAUGACAUUAAGGUAAUGAAAUGUAUCGUGGAGGUGAUCGCUGACUCGCUGAACAAGCCCCAUCCCAUCGCCAUCAGCCAGGAGUGCCAGGACUCUCUUACAGGAGAUGACCGAAUUGCCUCCAUCCUACGGCACCAGAACCUUCUCAAGGAGUUGCAGGAAAUUGCUGCUCAAGGAGUCAGUGAGAGAGUCCUCCAUUCACCACAGAAGAAGAGUGGAGAAGAUAGCGAUCAGGUGACCAAUGCCCUUGGGGGUCACCCAGGUGCGGAGGACACAACAGAUAGAGACCGGCUGAACACGGAUACAGGACUGGAGCACAUCCGCUCUGCGCGGGCGUUCUCUGUCACGGAUUUACGGUACGCGCUGAACGGCAUCAUGGGACAGGGGACGCGAAGGAGGAGAAGACGAGGCUGCUCGGCAAAGCCAGGAAGAGGAGAAGCAGGAGGAAGAGGAGGAGGAGAAGAAGGCCUCGGUAGAGGAGGAGAGGAAAAGAAGGAGGAAGAGACUCACUCCAGCUCUGGGGAGGAUGAGGGGAAGGGAAAAGAGGGGAACGGAACAGAAGAGGAUGACAGCACACAAGUAAGCCAAGACGGGGAGGCCGAGCCGCUGAAGGCCGUCCCUGAGGCAGAGUCCCAGGAGAAAGGCUCCAAGCAAGAGGAGGAGGUGGAAGAAGAAGAAGAGAUGGAGGGAGAGCCAGAAGAUAAGAAGAGUUCGGAGGGGGCGGAGAAGGAAAGUGAAGAGGAGGCAACAAAGAGAGAAGAAGAGUCGCCCCGCGAACCGUCCGAGGGCGCGGGGGGAGACGUGCGCGUGGGCCCCGAGGGAGGGAACCCGAUGGAGGAGAAGCAGGGGGCCCCGCAGCUGCUGUGGUACGCGCCCCGCCACUCCAAGGAGAACAGCGAGGAGGUGGAGCGCAGGAGCCCGGAGGCGCAGGAGCUCCACAUGAUGGCCCACGGGGAGGCGGAGGAGGGCAGCGCCAGCCACCGGGGUGAGGACCAUGAGAUCGCCCGCCUGGCAGCCAUUGAGUCAGAGUUGGAGAGCGUGGCCCAGAGGCUGCAUGAGCUGAGAAGAGGCUGAGCCAAGUUUAUCAUCCCCCUUCUUCUUCGCUGGUUUUUAACAUGUAUAUGUGAGCGGCAGACAUCUUGCUCUGUCCCUUUUGGAGUCGUCUCCAAAAAGAAGUGCUGGGUUCUGGUACUGUUCUGAACCACCUGUCAGUUCUGUGCACCUUACCCCCUCCUAAACUCAGACCCCUUCUCUUUCUCCCUCUUUCCACUAGACAUUCCCUCUUCUUCCUCCCUCUGACACCACUAUAAGAAAAUAUUACAUCGCCUGCUUCUAUAAUGAUUUUGCACUGUGCAAACAUAUAAGUAAAAUGCCAAGGACAGUAAUAGUAAUUAUAGUUAUCAUAUAAAACGUCAUACCUAUCAUUUUAAGGUUUUCUGUCAAGGCUGCACAUUGUAUAUGAAAGCAGGGUUAAUGUGUAAACAAGUAUACUUUACUUAGGCUAUUGUACUAGAUUACAUCUUACUUAUGACCCCUCUUGACAAAUGCAAUAACUCUACUCAUUUUUAAUAGUUUAAUGAUUCUAACAUAAUGAACUAAUUUAUCUAAGAAAACCAAUAAACUGGAUGAUAAUAUCAGAAAA